GCGGCGCGCGCGCCGGCCCGGAUUGGCCGGCGCCUUGCCUCCUCCGACCAAUCACGAGGCGGGGCCUCUCUUGAGCGAGGCGCUGAUUGGUGAGGACGCGCGGCGGAGGCGAGAAAGGGCGGAGCCAACAGACGGGCCGGCGGCGCUGACAGUUGGGCAGGAUGUCGGCGAGGAGGCGCAUCGGGGACCCCGAGUUUUUGACCAAGAGGAUCCCGCAGAAUCCCAAAUACCAGCAUGUAAAAACUCGCCUUGACACAGGUAGCAGUAUGACAAAAUACACUGAAAAACUGGAAGAGAUCAAGAGAAAUUACAGAUACAAGAAAGACGAGCUCUUCAAGAGGCUGAAAGUUACCACGUUUGCCCAGCUGGUGAUCCAGGUUGCUUCUCUAUCCGACGAAAACUUAGAAGUCUCACCAGAGGAAAUUCAAAAGCUAGACGAAGGUGAUGCUACUCCUGCGGACACCAACCCUGAAGUCGCAGCGGAGACCAACGGCAAAGAUAGCCCCGGCGAGAAGCCGGCCAGUCCCAUCCUGUUCAUUAACAACACCGGGGCUGGCGAAUCCUAUCGUUCCACCUUACAGAGGUAUCGUUCCGGGGUGGGGGAGCUGGACCUGGGAAAGGAUGCCCCGAAGAAAACGGAGACGAGUUCCAGAGCCGAACCUUAUCCUGACUGCCCUUUCCUGCUGUUGGACGUGUGCGAGGGAACCGGGCCCGGCGUCACGAGAGCACUGCCCACCGUCAUCGGAGCUUAUUCCUACCCCAUCGCCACGCUGUCCAGAACCAUGAACCCUUACACAAACGACAUCCUGGAAUACAAAAAUGCUCACGGGAAAAUCAUCAUCCUUUACGACGACGACGAGCGAAUAGCCAGCCAGGCGGCCACCACCAUGUGCGAACGGGGCUUUGAGAACCUGUUCAUGCUCUCCGGAGGUCUCCGCGUCAUCGCUCAGAAGUUCCCCGAAGGCCUGGUCACCGGCUCGUUUCCCGCCUCCUGCCUGUCGGCUGGCCAACCCGGGAGCGCCCGGAAAAAAGCGACGCCCCGGCAGCCCCCGCCCCCACCCUCAGAGAAUAAGUGGAGAUUUACAGCAGAGGAUCUACAAAAGAUACAGUACUACCUAGAAGAGGAGCAGCUGCCUACAGACACAGCCAGCCGCCUCAGCCGUGGCUCUUCGGCUCGAGACUCCCGGGCCGUGGCUGUCAAGAGCAACCAGAACCUGCAGACCAACGCCUCGGCCGCCGUGGCACUCCCCGCUCGCUCCCUCAGCAGCAGCAGCCUGCAGAGCAAGCCGUGGAGAUAGGCCGGUGUCUUUUCCCCGCUCAAAAUAAAAGAGACUCCUGUUGCCGGGGGCCCUUUGAUCA
Messenger RNA from Sphaerodactylus townsendi, 1359 nucleotides. It is a transcript of the gene CEP41, whose product is annotated as centrosomal protein 41. The record is from RefSeq and is a predicted model, not a curated record. The transcript has 11 exons. Gene Ontology annotation, cellular component: ciliary basal body. NCBI's taxonomy places the organism in Eukaryota, Metazoa, Chordata, Lepidosauria, Squamata, Sphaerodactylidae. Gene Ontology annotation, biological process: protein polyglutamylation; cilium assembly. Bases 162 to 1298 code for a protein of 378 amino acids.